UCCAGCGUUUCCAGUGUCCAGACGAAAACUCAAGUGCCCGUACUUCUUGGACUGCGGUACAUGUGAGCAGGCAUUAUAUGCCACAUAUAUUUAUAAAGCAGAGAGAAGGAGCGGUAAAUGACUUUAUGCUACAAUAAGCAUGGAUACUUUGCACUAAUUGAGGACUUGUGUGAUUACAUUCAACGUGAUAUACACACUGGGCAUCUCGCUUCCUCAAUAUAUUGGGAAUUUCUGACUGUCAACUAGACCGUCUAAAUUUUACAGAGCUCCCGUUCACCAUGGACCUGAUCACAGUUCUGCUCUCAUUUGUUGUCAUCUUAUUUUUGGCCAUUGUUUUUAAGAAUCAAGGAAAGUACAAAAAUUUUCCACCUGGACCAAAGCCUUUACCGAUCAUUGGAAAUCUUCUCAUGAUGGACAAGUCAAAACCUCAUGAAAUGUUCAUGAAGCUUUCUACGACGUACGGCCCGGUCUUUAGUGUCCAGGUGGGCAUGACAAAAAUAGUUAUCCUAUGUGGCUAUGAAGCUGUUAAGGAUGCGCUCAUCAAUCACGCCGAUGCAUUUUCUGAUAGACCUUAUGCUCCGGUGAUUGCAAAAUUUGCAAAGAACAAUGGUAUUAUUUUUUCCAAUGGAGAGAACUGGAAAGUGAUGAGAAGAUUCACACUCUCCACACUACGAGAUUAUGGAAUGGGCAAGAAGACCAUAGAAAAUAAGAUUAUUGAAGAGGCCGAGUGUUUAGUACAGAAGUGGAAAUCAUAUGAAGGAAAGCCAUUUGAUAAUCUGACCAGUAUUAAUGCUGCAGUAGCCAACAUAAUUGUGGCCAUACUGCUCAGUCAUAGAUUUGACUAUGAGGAUCCGACCAUACUGAAACUUAUGGUUGGAAUUAAUGAAAAUUUUCGACUCCUCGUAAGCCCAUGGAUCACGCUGUAUAACAGUUUUCCAUUACUGAUGGACUGGCUACCUGGAGUUCACAGAACUAUUUUUGAGAACAUCAAGGAGUUUCAGAAAUUUAUAAGAGCGACCUUUACGAAACAGAAGACAGAACUGGAUGUCAAUGACCAGAGGAACCUUAUUGAUGCUUUCCUAGCCAAGCAACAAGAGGGAAAGCCUGAAUCUACUGAGUAUUUCACAAAUGAAAACUUAACUAUUUUGGUUGAAAACCUUUUCGCAGCUGGAAUGGAGACCACAUCAACCACAUUGAGAUGGGGACUUGUACUCAUGAUGAAAUACCCAGAAAUUCAACAAAAAGUCCAUAAUGAAAUUGAAAGGGUGAUUGGAUCAGCACAACCUCAAAUGGAGCAUAGGAAACAAAUGCCGUAUACAGACGCCGUCAUUCAUGAAAUCCAACGCUUUGGUGAUAUUGUACCGCUUAAUGUCCCACGUGCAACUUCUGAAGAUGUGACAUUCAGAGGGUAUUUUAUACCAAAGGGCACUGCUGUCAUCCCAUUGCUGCAUUCUGUAGUCAGAGAAAAAACUUACUUUGAGAAACCUGAUGAGUUUUAUCCAGAACACUUUCUUGACCCUAAAGGACAUUUCAAAAACAAUGAGGCCUUCAUACCCUUCUCAAUAGGUAAACGUAGCUGUGCAGGAGAAACCUUGGCUAAAAUGGAGCUCUUCCUGUUCUUCACAACACUAUUGCAAAAUUUCACUUUCCAUGCACCGCCUGGAGCCAAACUGGACCUUGAACCUGCACUGGGGAUUACAAGUGCCCCCCAAACCUAUGAGAUCUGUGCCAUAUCUCGUACAUAGACUAUGCUUUCAGCCAACAUUGCCAUGAGAUAUGUUGUAUGUCAUCAUAAUUCUUUGUCUUAUCUACAUUGUCUACAUGUGGCAUGAAUUUAAGUGGAAUCUAUUGCUCUCUGUUAUCAGUCAUUUCUGGCUGGAGAAAGGCUAACUACUAUGUAAUUGGAUUACUAAGAGAUUUGUCAUAAAGCUCUAAAUCUCCUGCCUAGAUAA
Messenger RNA from Bufo gargarizans (Asiatic toad), 1952 nucleotides. Its product is annotated as cytochrome P450 2C14-like. Gene Ontology annotation, biological process: xenobiotic metabolic process. The transcript is spliced from 10 exons. The coding region runs from base 279 to 1745 and encodes 488 amino acids. Gene Ontology annotation, molecular function: heme binding; iron ion binding; oxidoreductase activity, acting on paired donors, with incorporation or reduction of molecular oxygen, reduced flavin or flavoprotein as one donor, and incorporation of one atom of oxygen. The record is from RefSeq and is a predicted model, not a curated record. Gene Ontology annotation, cellular component: cytoplasm; intracellular membrane-bounded organelle. Lineage: Eukaryota; Metazoa; Chordata; Amphibia; Anura; Bufonidae.